Molecule: messenger RNA, 673 nt
Organism: Chrysemys picta bellii (western painted turtle)
Lineage: Eukaryota; Metazoa; Chordata; Testudines; Emydidae
Source: RefSeq, a predicted model, not a curated record
AUGCGUUUCUUGCAAAGAAAUAGGCUUACAAGUUUGCGUCUAAACAGAAAUAAUCUUCAGCUGCUUUCUGAGUUGCUGUUUCUGGGGACUCCUAAACUAUACAGGCUUGAUCUCAGUGAAAAUCAAAUUCAAGCAAUUCCAAGGAAGGCUUUCCGUGGGGCCGUAGAUAUUAAAAAUUUGCAACUGGAUUACAACCAGAUCAGCUGUAUUGAAGAUGGGGCAUUUAGGGCUCUACGCGACCUGGAAGUGCUCACUCUCAACAAUAACAACAUCACUCGACUUUCAGUGGCAAGUUUCAACCACAUGCCCAAACUCAGAACCUUUCGACUUCACUCGAAUAAUCUCUACUGUGAUUGCCACCUGGCUUGGCUAUCCGAUUGGCUGCGGCAGCGACCCCGAGUUGGCCUGUACACACAGUGUAUGGGCCCAUCCCACCUGAGGGGACACAAUGUAGCAGAGGUUCAAAAACGAGAAUUUGUCUGCAGUGAUGAGGAAGAAGGUCAUCAGUCUUUUAUGGCUCCCUCCUGCAGCGUCUUGCAUUGUCCUACUGCAUGUACCUGUAGUAACAACAUUGUUGACUGUCGUGGGAAAGGCCUUACUGAGAUCCCAACCAAUCUUCCAGAAACUAUUACUGAAAUGUAGGUUAUCUUGCUUUUUUGCCAUUAACUUGUAG